CUAUUGAAUCUUAUCACAUCAAAAUAAAAUCAUUCGAUUGUUAAUAAGAUUCUAUUCAAUCGAUACACGCGAUACAUUUACCCAUUUUCUAACAAAAAUGUACAUCAUUAAAGCGAUAAUUUUUGAGCUGCUAAUAAUUAACGCCUAUGGUGAACUAACUAUAGCAGAUAUUGUUUUACCCAAGGAUCCGAACACUCUGUUUUUGGAAAAACUAAGGAAUGGAGAAAUAAACUUCGAAAAGGAUAUCCAAUUGGGUCUGGGCUUCAACUUAUCCGAAAUAUUCAACAUCGGAGAAAUCUUCCAAAAUAACAACCCUACCGAUUACUUCCAGGAAAAAUUAAAAAAUGGAAAACUCCAACUUCCACCGAAUUUCGGUUUGGAUAUUUAUAAAUUCUUGAAAAAUUACGGUUACCCCGUCGAAACUCACUGGGUGCAAACGGAAGAUGGGUACGUCCUGAGAAUGCACAGGGUAGCCGGCAGGAACGGAACUAAGGGCUAUAUGGCGAAAAGGGACAGGCCAGCGGUGCUGUUCGUGCACGGUCUAGCAUCCAGUUCCUUUCAUUGGGUCGUUGCGGGCCCAAACAAAUCUUUAGCCUUACAGUUGGCCGACCAAGGAUUUGACGUUUGGUUGGGGAACACUAGGGGAAACACUUGGUCCAGGCAACAUAUAACCCUGAAUCCCGACAUAGAUCACGAAGCAUUCUGGCAAUUCAGUUAUGAACAAUGCGGUCAAUACGAUUUACCGGCGAAGAUCGAUUAUAUAAUAGCCAAAACUGGACAGCAGAAAAUAUUUUACGUCGGGCAUUCCCAGGGUACUUCGAUUUUUUUUGCAAUGGCCGCUUUGAGACCGGAAUAUAACGAUAAAAUAGCGUUGUUUACCGCUUUCGCCCCAGUCGUUUACCUUAAGCACAUGAGCUCUCCAAUGUACCGAUUUUUGGUUAAAUACAUGGAUAAAGUUGAAGUAUUAAUAAAGAAUAUUUAUGAAUUAAUGUCAUACAAUUGGUUGAGUGCAAGAAUUCAAGGUUUACUGUGCUUGGAGGAACCGUUUUCACAAUUUUGCUUGAUGGAACGGUUUUUCCUUUCGGGAUUCGAUCCAUACCAAGUUGAUCAGACGCAGAUUGCUCUAGAAACGGCUCAAUCGCCUAAUGGUAUAUCGAAAAAUAUGCUUCUUCACUUUGGACAAAACAUAAGAUCAGGAUUCUUUCAACGAUUUGAUUAUGGACCUGAAUUGAAUCAAAAGCUCUAUCAAAGUAGUAUUCCACCGAAUUUCACCCUAUCUCAUGUUACUGUUCCCACAGCUUUAUAUUACGCUCAAAACGAUUUAUUCGUUCCAGUGAAGGCCGUAGAACAAUUGACGAAGGAACUACCAAAUGUAGUAAAAUCUAAGCUUAUCUCAUUUAAAUACUUCAAUCAUAUGGAUUUCGUAAACGCCGUAGAUGUUAACAAAUUGGUAAACAAUGAUGCGAUUAGUCUCAUUAAGACAUACGUUGAUAAUGGAGGUACAACAACGCCCGCUCCUCCUCCAGGAAAUUCACCUGCUGCUGCAAUAAAAUUCAAUUACGGGUGUAUUUUAAUGAUUAUAUUACUUGCUUUGUAUUCAUAGUCAACAUAACUUUAUUGUAUACAUAAAAAAAUCUGUAUUAA
Molecule: messenger RNA, 1644 nt
Organism: Phyllotreta striolata
Lineage: Eukaryota; Metazoa; Arthropoda; Insecta; Coleoptera; Chrysomelidae
Source: the annotation of a GenBank genome assembly